Molecule: messenger RNA, 621 nt
Organism: Uncinocarpus reesii 1704
Lineage: Eukaryota; Fungi; Ascomycota; Eurotiomycetes; Onygenales; Onygenaceae
Exons: 2
Coding region: 1-621 (206 amino acids)
Source: RefSeq, a predicted model, not a curated record
AUGGCAGCCACUGCCGUCGACGCUGCGAUACAAUCAUUCCUCUCCUUACCAGCCGCCAUCGCCGCGAUCUACAACGCCGUGGGCGACCGGCGGAUUGCCAGGUCGGAUUUCGGAUUCGCAAUCGUCGACUGGACGAGCUAUAUGGUCUCUAUCGAGCCGUAUAUUCGCCGCGGGCUUGGAUACCAGGAUAUCGAGCUGCAGGCGCGAAGAAUCCUCGAUCUCUGUGCAUGGUUGGGAUACUGGCUAUAUUCGAUCGGGUUCCGGCAGUCGUGCGCGGUUGCCAAGAGGCUGACGAUUCAGAGUCUGCGGUUUCCGUACCUGUGGUUGAAUAAGAAGUGCAGACGGUUCGAGGCGAAGCUGGAGCUGAUAAAGAGUGAGGGAGAGCGGUUGAAGGAGACUUUGAAUGGUUAUGGUGCUGGUCAGGCGCAUGCACCUCAACUGCAAUCUCAGGAUGAAAAUCGGCCUGUGAUGGCGGGUAUUUCCACAGCUCCACUAUCAAGUAAGGAUUGCUUGACGGGUUAUCACGCGCAUUGGCAACUUACGUCGGCUAUAGGGGUGGGAAUGCUCCACGAAUCCACGAAUAAUUUGAGUUCGGUAUCUACUCGAUUGUUGAAGUCGUGA